AUGAACCGAAGAACCAGACAAACCAUACCACACCAUUUUCACAAGUAUCUCAAACCCGGCGCUCUCGCCCGAAUCCGUGACUCCAAGAUUAGUGCUAGAUCUCACCGUCUAAACUCCCUCUCCCAGAUCCCUAUCCACCGCCCACUCUCGCCGCCGCCUUCAACCGAAGCUCAGCCUCAGGCCAACGAUGCUGACAACGGUUUUCCUUUCUUCGUCGCCCGGAUCUACGGUCCACGCUGCCCGCAGAGGAAGAAGCUCAUGGCUGCCAAGUCCGUCUUGUUCGUACCUGUGAAUCCAGCCGCGGACUCGCCCGAUCUGGUUAUUGAACCCUUCGGCAACGACAUUGCUAUAAUUUCAAUAUUGCUUCUGCUCAUGGAAAAGGAAAUUGAAGCAAACGAAAUCGAAAUAGAAGUGAUGGAACCCAUUGCUUUAAGUGGGGAAAUGGAAGAAGAAGGUGGUGAAACCUUUGAAAGACGUGACGACAUAAACAAAUAUAAUGAAGUUGAAAACAAGGUUGAUUGCGGAAAUCAGAGUCUGAUGAGUAUUCUAAGGGCGAAAUUGCUCAAAGUGAAGAGGCUUUUUAAAGAUCAUCUGCUUCAAUAUGAUGUCGCUAAAAAAUUGGGCACGGUUAGAUUGUACCAAGUUUGGCCAGGGAGAAAUGUCUUUUUCUUCCAUGGGAGACUUAUUUGUGGUCCAGAUCCAAGAGGGUCAAUGUUGACCACUGUUUCUAUUGUUCUUUCAAGUUGGAUUUUUGUCAGUUAUGUUGGGAAUGAUGUGCCACAUCACUCUGCCCUCGUUGUUAUGUUUUGUGUGAUGUUGACAUUCAUUGUUCUUAUCAAUUUGGUUCUCGUUAGCACAACUGACCCAGGAAUUAUUCCUAGAAAUGAUCAAGAAUCUUUUGAAGAUGGAACCAAAAGCAAAAAGGUAAUUGUAAAUGGGGUGGAAGUGAAAUUGAAGUACUGUCGAAUUUGUAAGAUUUUUCGGCCACCCAGAAGUUGCCAUUGUGCAAUAUGUGACAAUUGCGUUGAGAGAUACGAUCAUCACUGCCCUUGGAUUGGUCAAUGCAUUGCAUUGAGGAACCAUCGAUUUUACAUGACACUUGUGAUAUUCGCCUUAAUUUUCUAUGUAUACAUAUUUGCCUUCUCUUGCUGGAGGCUACACCAAAGGAAGGAUGGAGAUGGAUUUCUUGGAUUGGUUAAGACCUGCCCAGAAACAUUAGCAUUGGCUGCGUUUGGCUUCAUUGCUAUUGUGUUUUUAGGGACCCUUGCAAUCUACCAUGUGUACUUGAUAGCAAUAAACGAGACAGCUUAUGAGAAUUUUCGACAACGUUAUGUGGGUUCCAAGAGCCCUUAUGAUAGAGGAAUUUUAAUCAAUUUGAAAGAGGCGUUUUUUGUUGCGGUACCUCCUCCUAGAGUAGAUUUUCGAGCUUGA
Messenger RNA from Gastrolobium bilobum, 1431 nucleotides. RefSeq names its product probable protein S-acyltransferase 1. NCBI's taxonomy places the organism in Eukaryota, Viridiplantae, Streptophyta, Magnoliopsida, Fabales, Fabaceae. Gene Ontology annotation, cellular component: Golgi apparatus; endoplasmic reticulum. Gene Ontology annotation, biological process: peptidyl-L-cysteine S-palmitoylation; protein targeting to membrane. Bases 1 to 1431 code for a protein of 476 amino acids. The record is from RefSeq and is a predicted model, not a curated record. Gene Ontology annotation, molecular function: protein-cysteine S-palmitoyltransferase activity. The transcript has 6 exons.